Molecule: messenger RNA, 1258 nt
Organism: Hyaena hyaena (striped hyena)
Lineage: Eukaryota; Metazoa; Chordata; Mammalia; Carnivora; Hyaenidae
Gene: CFAP119
Product: coiled-coil domain containing 189
Exons: 9
Coding region: 133-1128 (331 amino acids)
Source: RefSeq, a predicted model, not a curated record
CUCUUCAGUGUAGAUUGGCUGCGGCGUCGCUAGAGCGCCAGGCCUUGGCCGUCGCUGCCCCAGAACCCGCUUUCACAGGACCUGGGGCGCGACAGAGCCAGUGGAGACCCCGCGGCAAGGAGGAACAACGAGAUGAUUCGUCAAAAGUCCAGCCAAUUCUUGGGACCGAAGAUGCAGUCGGAGCUUAAACAGCCCUCCGCACUGCAGCAGGAACCAGAGAGGGACCUCACUUCAGUGAAUGCGUCCGUCGUGCGGAUGGUAACAGGUGUGCGGACGGAGUCCGGGACCGCGGCCUCGGUAGAAGCGGAUGCAGAUCCUGCAGCCAACUUGUUCCCGCCGCCGCUGCCCCAGCCUCGGAUCUGCAUGUGGAAGUACCUGGACCUCCAUUCCAUGCACAGGCUGGAGAAGACCACCAACACUGAGGAGAUGAGGGAGGUGCUAGCUGAGCUGUUGGGGCUAGGCUGUCCUGAGCAGAGCCUGCGGGAUGCCAUCACCCUGGACCUCUUCUCCCAUGCACUCAUCUUCUGCCGCCAGCAGGGCUUCUCACUGGAACAGACGUCGACAGCUUGUGCCCUGCUCCAAGAUCUUCACAAGGCCUGUGUUGCAACUCCCUUGGGCAACGUGGAGGAAUGUUACCGCUACUUCACCAGUGUUCUUUUUUGCCAUGGAGUCAGGAGGCCCCCCUUCAGUAUCAGCCUCUUUAGGGAGGAACAGCUGCUGGCGCUGGCAGAUUAUGUGGUCAACACCUACUUCCGCCACUUCAAGCUCUACAAAUAUGUCUUCACACCCCAGGUGCGGCUGGAUCUAUCUUUGACUUACAUGGGGCUACAGCCACCCAAGCUCUGGCCAGAGGAUGAGACAGAGAAAGAAGGCGAGGAGGUGGAAGAGCAGGCAGUCACCCCACAGGAGGAAGAACCGAAAACAGUGGUCCAGCCAGAGCAAGAGCCAAGCCAGGUCUCCAUCCUGCGAGCCUACAUCAAGACCCAGAUGAGCAAGGAGCUGGGGCAGCUCCAACAGCUGAUGGAGGAGCAGCUCAAGGCCAGUGAGGAAAGGCUCAGCAGCAAGUUGAACAUCCUAGAGCGGCCCUUCCAGCUACCUCCUGGUAAAGGCAAGAACAAGACCAAGUGACCCCCCAGCAUUUUCCCCAAUAAAGGCCUGGGGCAGAGCAGCCCCAUCCCUGCCCCCCACCCCUCCUGAGCACCUUCUGGGCUCCCCUGCUAAGGCCAGACAGCAGACACAGGGCACUGGCUCUGUUGGG